This is a messenger RNA of Porites lobata, 7345 nucleotides long. The record is from the annotation of a GenBank genome assembly. Lineage: Eukaryota; Metazoa; Cnidaria; Anthozoa; Scleractinia; Poritidae.
AUGGCGUCCAAGAUGGAUGAAGAUUCCGAAGAAAAACUCAAAUCUGUUGCAACACAAUUACCGAGCGACGAAGGAAAAAAUGAUGGCCUUGACGUAAAGCAAAUAAAAGAGGACAGAGAUAGGAUAGAAGCUUCUAAAGCAUCGAAAAACUCUGAAAUAGUUAACGAAGUAGUGGACAAUUUUUCUGGCGACGAAUCUGAAAGUGAAACUUUUCAAGAUGCCGUUCAGGAUUUACACUUAAAUGAGAAAAUGGACUCUUUAGGAACAACAGAAGAUGAAGCUGAAAACAACGAUAAGUUAAAGGACGGUGAAGGUGUUGCUGAGGAGCAAGACAUACUUACUCCUGAGGAGAAAGAGGUUUGCACACAAUAUUUUCCUAAUUUAAGAGAAUUUUCUUCAGAUUCCAUUUAAGCUCAUUUAAUGUACGCACCUCCCGCUGACGAAAUUUUCUGAAGAGGUUUACAAAAAAAAUGGAAUUUCUGAAGGUUGUAAGACUAAAGAACAGGGCUUAACUACAGAAUACAGGGCAAAUGUUCAAGGUAUAUUCGUUGGGGCAGCUCGGCAGGUUGGUAGUCCUGACUGAAGAGCCACUGAUCCAUUUAGUCAGUAAACUGUAUAACCAUGACUGAAGAGCUGCCAAGCCACCAAGUCACUAAAAUAUAUACCUUUCUCGAUCUUUAAGACACUAACCUUGACUGAUCAGCCAUCGAGCCACCAAGCCAUAAAAAUAUUCAUCUUUUCUUGCUCUUUAAAUUUUAUGUUUUCUUUUUCUAUGUCUGUCGUAAAUUUAUACGUCUCAUAUCCUUCUCAUUCCCUUGUCAUGGCUAGCAAGCCUCCAAGCCACUUCUGUUUAAGACCUUAAAAUUAUUAUGGCCCUGUAUUCUGUAUUUGUUUGUAGAGCAAAUUUUCUGAGCAGAUAUAUGUGUUGCAUGUUUAUCAGUGAAUUUUUCCAAGGGCUUUUGGGGGGAAAAGAGGGGUAAAGAAUGGUAACUCGAAAAACAUAAGUCUAGAAAAAUUUUGGCCAAGUCUUGAAAUCUCGGAAAUGUUUUUGAUGGGUCUCGAAGUCUUGUUUUCAAGUGAUUAUUACGUCUUGGAGUCUCAAAUUUUUUUUGCCAACGGAUCUUGGAGUCUCAGAUUUGUUGUCCCUUUUCAUUUGGUCUACCCUCAACAGUCGAAAUUUUUCAGAAUUCAUGGGUACAGCUUAUCAAACUCGGGUAGUAGAUUAAGACAGUAAAACUUAACAAGGUAAAACAGUAUUUUGAUGGGCUUCCGAUAGCUUCCAUUGGCAUUUUCAGUCACAGUUAUUUAGCUUUACAUGUGCCAUAAUCUCAGCAAAAAUUUUCGGCGAUUAGAGUCUCGGGUUCGGAAUUAAUAAAGACACUGAAGUCUUGGUCUCGAAUUUUGAAACCAGGGUCUCACAGUCUGGAAAAGGCUCAAAUAUUUUAUUUACAAUUAUAUACCCCUAAAAAGAGCAUCUUCUUUUUCUUGGUCAUCGGGUGGAUGCAUAGUGAAUGGAAAUAUGGCUCUUAGACUAACAUGAUUUCAGCUUACCUGUAGCUGAACCCUCCCCGAAAAGAGGGAUAAACAAUGGGAGGGAUUUUUCUUUUAGCAAGGAAUUUGGUCAUUUAAAGGGGUACACCUGGAAACGACGACCCAUUAACCCUUUAAGCCCCAAUACAUGUAUCUACAUAAAAAUUCUCCAGACUGAGAGAAUUUGACAAAAAAUCAAAGCUUUCUCUUUAGUGACUCUUUGGCUGGGGUAUGUUGUGCAAUAGAAGCAAUAAAUAAUUAUUAAUAUUAUUAUUUAUUAAAUAUGGGUAGAUUGCCUCUUACCCCGGAGAAAUGGGUAAGUUACUGGGUAGAACGUUAAUGCCAUUAUCACAUCUUGAAAAUAAUGGUUGCCUUUUGUAUAACUACAUGUACAUGGCAAACAUUUUUGCCUACCCAUACCCGUAGACGGAAACAGUCUACUGUAUCUUUUUUCAAAUUACCUUAUGUUUUCUUCUGAAACAAAGGAAAAUUUCACAUGAGAUGGAAGAUCAGUUUAUUGGUGCAACUUCUCCUAUGCACCCCUUCAAUUUAAAUUCAUCAAGUGUCUGUACUAACCACAUUGUAUUAUUUAUUAAUAUUUUUCUAGGAAAGAAAAACACAGGCCCAACAAUUCAAAGACAGAGGCAAUGAUUACUUCAAAAGAUCAGGUAUAUGUCUAAUGAGAUUUUCUUUUAAGGUAGAAUGAUUAUAAAUAUUAUGCAUGAAUAUUACAAAUAUGAAAUCAUAACGUAACCAUAUACAAUGUACAGUGCUGUACAUGUAAGUAUGAAACUCCCAAUGAAACAGGAUCUUUUUACCGUGAGUAUAUCAUAAACACAAUUAUUUGUAUAUUUUUUGUAUUUUUUUUUUGUAGAAUACCCUGAGGCUAAAGAAUUAUACACAAAUGCAAUAAAGAUAUGCCCAGAUGACUUCACCAAAGAAAAGUCAGUAUUUUAUGCUAACAGGGCAGCCUGUCUGGUUAAGAUGGUAUGUUCUUUAUGAUAGUCAUUUUGUUCUAAUAAUAAUAAUGUACCACAGCUUAAUGUACACCUUAGUUUAUCCAAGGUUCUAGUAGCAUGGGUUUGGAUAUCAUUUAUAUUAUGUUAUUUAUAAGCAAAUACUGUGGAAUUUCAUUUAAGAAGUCAAAACCAGAUCUGGUCAUUUACAUAUAUCAGUAUAUGCUCUAGUAAGAAACACUUUCAAUUGAUAAACCUAUUACACUAUAAGUGUAGUCACCUAUGACGUCAGGGCAUUUGGCUGAAAGCUCAGAAUAAUUAUGUUGUAAAUUAUCACUUGCAAAAAUUGUAAUGAUAAUAUUGAAUUGUUUUGAAUUUCUUAUCACACAUUAUUAAAGUUCAUGUACAUACAUCAGGAAGUUGUUGAACCGCUCUUGUUAUGUAUUAACCAAACUUUUAUCAUAAAGUAAAUGCUUUUAUUCAAAUGUUGACUGAAUAAUGAUCACUCACUGGAACUCAAAACAAAGUAAAAGACCAGCUGGUACUCCAAAAAUUAUUGUAAAUUAUUUAUGACCUUGAGAAACAUUAUACAUGUAUUUUUAUGUGCCGUUUCUGUACCUCCUUGAUACAGACACCCUUAUUGUGGACAACUCUCCUGGUUGCAAAGAUGUCAAACUUUAUAAUUAUGAUUCUCUAUAAUACGGACAACUCUGUAAUGCAGACAUUUGGCUCUGUCCCUUUGCUGUCUGUGUUAUUAUUAGAGGCCUACAUGUAUCUUAAUUCAAAGGUUGAAUAUUAUGCUUUAAUCCUUUACAGGAUCAACACAAGGAGGCAAUAGAGGACUGCACAAAAGGUAUAGUCUAGCACUUGAGUCAUUGUCAUCACUGUCAUCAUGAUAAUAGGGAGCUUAAGCUUAAGGUACAAUGACGACGAUGGCUACAAAAAUGUCACUUUAAAGGGCAGCCACUCUGUUUCAAACUUAAUCGUGCUUAUUCCAUCUCGUUCAAUUUGUCAAAUGUUGGCAAUUUUUUCUGGAGAUGAAUUCUAACAGGUUGUAUCAAAGUUCUGGAAAAGAAAAAGAAAGUCUUUGUCUUGUGUUCACAUCCUCCACAAAACGUGAAAUUAGACGUUUUCACGUUGUAGUAGUGCAGUGACGAUAAAGAAAUGCAUACAAAAGGUGAUGCUGUGUAGAGUUGUUGUUUUACCUAUUUAAACCUUUUUUUGCCGUUCUUGUUAACGUCAUUGUUGUCAUUGCUUAUUGAAGCUCCAUAUUCAUAAUCAUAAUACGUACGGUAGAACCGCUCUGUUAUGGCCACCCUGGGGACAGAAGAAAGUGAGCAUUUUGGAGAGGUGGCCAUUAUGGAGAGGUAAGAGGGUAAUAAGACAAGUUUCAUUGUGCUAAGUUCAUGCUUACAGAAUCCCAUGAUGGUAAUCCAGUCAUAAUAAUGUAGAGAUAGAAUGCACAAGAAGCUUGAAUUAUGUUUUCGAAUCAAAAUGUUGAAGUGAUAAAAUGAGCAAGGUUUUACAACAUUGGCUAUAAGUAUCAUAGAUGAUAAUUAUUUAUGCUUACAGCUGUACUGCAGCUGGAAAAAUGAAACCAAAUCAAAAUGCACGAUUGGUGCGAUUAAUCAUGAACGUGACAGAAGGAUCAAAUUUCAUGACCAUUCUUAACAUUUUCAUCAGUAGCUGAAAAACCUGACAGUUGUUGAGAGGUUAUUUUGAUAGUUGGGGACACUAUUUAGUGGCCAUUGCCAUUGUAGAGAGGUGGCUGUUGUAGAGAGGUUUAAAUAAAAGUCAAGGUGUGGCCUGUUUGCUGGGACAAAAUAAAGUGGCCGUUGUAGAAAGGUGUCUGUUGUAAAGAGGUGUCUGUUGUAAAGAGGUGGCUGUUGUAAAGAGGUGGCCUUUGUAGAGAGGUGUCUGUUGUAAAGAGGUGGCUGUUGUAAAGAGGUGGCUGUUGUGGAGAGGUGGCCACUGUAGAGAGGUGGCCUUUGUAGAGAGGUGUCUGUUGUAAAGAGGUGGCUGUUGUAAAGAGGUGGCCAUUGUAGAGAGGUGUCUGUUGUUAAGAGGUGGCUGUUGUAAAGAGGUGGCCAUUGUAGAGAGGUGUCUGUUGUAAAGAGGUGGCUGUUGUGGAGAGGUGGCCACUGUAGAGAGGUGGCUGUUGUAGAGAGAUGGCUGUUGUGGAGAGGUGGCCAUUAGUGGAGGUUCAACUGUAAUUUUAAUAUCUACUGUUCAGUGUCACUUAGGGAAGUGUUUAGUGUCCUCCUUUUAUUCAAUGACUGGCAAGAUUUCCAGCCCAAUAAGUCUUUUUUGUUUUCAAUGACUGAUUUCAUGAACAUGGACAUGAACAUGAAAGCGAUUUCUUGCUUUCUUAUUGGUUUAAAGUUUUUGUCUAUGAGAGAAUGAUGAUGGAAAUUACUUAACCAUGGCCGGAUUUCAUUUAGCCUUUUAAUGUCUAAGACUGACCAACACUUAGUUUUUCCCUACAUAUUUGAGACAAAUAGUUAGAUCAUGAGAAAAAAGGAAAUGAUCAACUGAAGAACUGAAAAGAUCUUUAUUGUUAAACAAAUUCUCUCCAUCAGUACGAUAGGAAAGUGUGGAAAACAGUGAACAGAAUAUACUUGUUUAUGUUACAGUUUAAAGAGUUAAUUAAGGACUCCUUAAUUUUUACAGCUUUAGACCUGAACCCAGAUUACAUGAAGGUGAGGCUCAGGAGAGCCCAAUGUUAUGAGCAUGAGGAUCGAUUAGAAGAGGCAUUAGAAGGUAAAAAAAACACACAAAGAGUCAUUUCUUUUUUUACAUUUUUGCUGAAAGAAUUCACAAAUAAGUUUCUUUAUAUAAAUACCUAAGACGUGAUUACAUUUAGAACAAUGUACAUGUAUUAAUGUCCGGUCAAAGAGGCAUUAUUUUAUUGAAUGUUAGCACUAUAAAAAGGAUUUCCCAUGCCAAUCCAAAACUUAGAAGAGGAAAAUCCUGUCAUAGUAACUCAGUGUAAGAGUGAAAGGAGAUGUCUCGCAGCUGUAACAAGUCCUCGCAGGACUGGUUGGGAAAAUAAUGAGAGAAUAAAGUCAACCAGAAUGGAAACUAGUCGUAAAACAAAAGAACUGUGGCAUAAAAAGGUUAUUAAUAGGUGUGAAGGGACAGAACAUGACCUCAAUUCCCAUGUUUUGUGUUUGUGGGAGGAUUCAUGCUUUUCUGCAAUUUCUUAACAACUCUUCUUAGGAAAAAUCUGGUUACAGAAGAAAAUUAAUAGGAAGAGAAGGAAAAAAAAACUACUUUGAUAUUGAAAUUUUGCUUUCUUUGCAUUUCCAAGCUGAAAGCAUGGAUAUUUGUCCUGUUGCUGGCUAAAGUACUACGAUUUCAAAUUACACAUUAAUCAUUUAAUGAUUUCAACUCUGCAAGGUGUUUAAUAUUUUUAAUUAUUGCUAUUUUUGUUGCUCUUUUAGAGUAUCAAAAGGUGUUUGAUGCUGAUCGUUCUUCUCAUGUUGCUAGAGAAGCUUUGAUGGUAAGCUAAUAAAAAUUUCAAAAAAAUAAUGUUGUAUUUUGAAACCUUACUUGUACAUUUGCCUUUGGUUGGCUGGCUAUGAAAAUCGGGAUUGGGACAUGGAAGAAAAUACCAUUUGUGCUGAGAAAUAAACUGGUUAAUGGAGCCCUGUAAGAGUUUGGUAGGGUCAGUGUCCUUUCAAGGGGGACUAGACAGGUUAUGACCUGUUAUGGAGGACACCUUUUCACCCCAGUUGUUAAGAUAAUUAUCUGCAAAAAGUUACUCGGAUUUACAUUCAUUUUUGUCACUUGAAAUGGAAUUAAGAACAAAAUUUGGACUACAUGUAGGAACAAAACAUUUGGAUUGCGAUUUGAGCUCUUCCCUCCACCCUUCACAUCUCUCACAAGAGGAACCUUUUUUAUUGCAUAUUUUAUUAGUUCCUGGCAUUAUUGCUUUGCAUUAAAACAGAUUGCACAGACGACAGGAAACUUUUCAUAGAUCUAUCCUGUAUUCCAGAGAGGUAUAAUAUAGCAUAACAGGUCAUAACAGCACUAUCUCUUUCCUUGGGUUUUCAGAGACUCCCAGAACAGAUCAAAGUGAAACAUGAGAAGAUGAAAGAAGAAAUGAUAGGUACACAUUAUUGGUUUCUGUAGUUUAAUGCAUCUUAAUAUAUAGACCUGUUAUAUAUUGGACUGUCUGGACAGCAAUAAUCUGAAUAACCAGAGCAUCAGCCUUUUUAUUAAUGAAGGCUGUCAUUAGGUCAGGUUAUAACUACAACACAAAUGGUCAUCCUCGGUUUUUUUCCUCAGAACCAUGACUGUCCAGAAUCAUACGCAACAAUUAUGCUGCACCCUAAUUUCUCACAGCUUAACUGUUUGCCCCAUGCACCCAAGUGAUCUACCAUGGCUCAAAAGAAAAUUGAGAGACUGCUAGCAGUCAACUUAUAAACUAAACAUUCUUUUUUUUCUCAUGACUAUAAAUAAGAUGUAGGAUAAUCAUCUUUCUUUUUUACUACAGUGAGAGUCAUUUUAAGAAUUAUUGUGCUCAAACUUCCUGCAGUUGGCCAAUAUUUUGUUUUUAUUUUUGUAGGAAAACUUAAAGAACUGGGGAAUGUCUUUUUACGACCAUUUGGCUUAUCCACCAACAAUUUCAAGCUCACACAAGACCCAAAUUCUGGAGGCUACUCAGUCAAUUUCCAAAAGUAACCCCCAAUGGAAUCAAGUGAGACAUUGUCCUGGAAAAUAUUGUACAUGCACCAAAUUUAAUUAAGGAUCCGGGCCACAAGAUGAAUAAUUUUACUUCAGUUAUUCAAACACAGGACCUAGACAACACACUGUAGUCCUUCUCAUUAGAGGAUGCAUCCAUGUACAUCAGUACU